Molecule: messenger RNA, 1264 nt
Organism: Prunus dulcis (almond)
Lineage: Eukaryota; Viridiplantae; Streptophyta; Magnoliopsida; Rosales; Rosaceae
Product: vesicle-associated protein 4-2-like
Exons: 7
Coding region: 308-1114 (268 amino acids)
Biological process (GO): endoplasmic reticulum membrane organization
Cellular component (GO): plasma membrane; endoplasmic reticulum membrane
Source: RefSeq, a predicted model, not a curated record
UCUCCUACCAACUGCCAGCCAACAUCAACAGGGAGAGUGAGUAAAAGUAACCACCGCCAAUUCCGACAAUCCAAAAAGUCCAGAGCGAAAGGUCUCAUUCAGCCACAUUUGGCAUUGGCUAUCAUAAAGACCUUCACAACCAGAGACACAACUAAAACACGCAUUGCACCAAAGCCUCAAUCUUUCAGCUUCAGCCUUCAAUUAGCACAAAACAAAAUCUCUCUUUUCACUUUUUGUCCAACUAUCUCAGGCGAAACCCAUUUUCCGGCUGCCACCGUGAAGCGAAUUUCCGGCGGGUGGGUCGAGAAUGGCUGUGGAAGCUGAGAAAUCUGGGCCUGAUGGGAAGCUGUGGAGUCUAUUCAAAAAUCCAUUUGGGCAGUCGAGAAAUGCCUCUUCCUCUUCCUCUUCUUCGUCGUCUUCGACUUUGUCUUCUAUGCACAAUGUUCACCAGCUGGGUCAGACUCACGAGUCUGUGGAGCGUGCGGCUCUUCAUUCUGCCAGUACGGUGUCGUAUGUGACCAAGUCUUUGCUUCCUGCUAGGAGGAGGCUCCGUCUUGAUCCUGCUAAUAAGCUCUUUUUUCCAUAUGAACCUGGUAAGCAGGUCAAGAGUGCCAUUGGAAUUAAAAACACAAGCAAGUCUCAUGUAGCUUUCAAGUUCCAAACAACUGCACCAAAGAGUUGUUACAUGCGUCCUCCGGGGGGAAUACUUGCUCCGGGUGAAAGUCUUAUUGCAACUGUCUUCAAGUUUGUGGAACCUCCGGAGACCAAUGAAAAACUAGUAGACCAGAAGAGCAGGGUUAAGUUCAAGAUCAUGAGCUUGAAAGUGAAAGGAGAUAUGGACUACGUACCAGAACUGUUUGAUGAGCAGAAGGACCAAGUUGUGGUUGAGCAGGUUUUGCGUGUUGUUUUCCUGGAUCCUGAACGCCCUACCCUUGCGAUGGAAAAACUUAAGCGGCAAUUGGCUGAGGCUGAGGCUGCCCUCGAAGCACGAAAGAAGCCUCCAGAAGAAACAGGGCCCCGAAUUGUAGGGGAAGGACUUGUCAUAGAUGAAUGGAAAGAGCGCAGGGAAAGGUACCUAGCCCAGCAGCAGGUUGAAGGUGUUGAUUCAGUGUAGAGUUAUGUUCCUUUUUGUUUAGAUCAUUUCUUUCUCUAGUGUGGAAGUUUCUAUAUAUGAUUGAAUUGUCGCCUAUUCAUGUGUGGAAGACCGUUGAGCAAUCUUAAAGGUAAAUGGAAUGGAAGCAUGUUUCGUUGUGGAUAGAUGUUA